This is a messenger RNA of Drosophila obscura, 2083 nucleotides long. It is a transcript of the gene Sin1, whose product is annotated as stress-activated map kinase-interacting protein 1. Gene Ontology annotation, cellular component: TORC2 complex; plasma membrane; cytoplasm. Gene Ontology annotation, molecular function: phosphatidylinositol-4,5-bisphosphate binding. Gene Ontology annotation, biological process: TORC2 signaling. NCBI's taxonomy places the organism in Eukaryota, Metazoa, Arthropoda, Insecta, Diptera, Drosophilidae. The coding region runs from base 95 to 1813 and encodes 572 amino acids. The transcript has 2 exons. The record is from RefSeq and is a predicted model, not a curated record.
ACAGUUUGGUUGGAACGCGUUAGUGUAUUUUUGCGCGAUGCUGAGAUAAAUAGAAAUAAAAGUAAUUUACAAAUAAAACCAUUUCUCUUCAACCAUGGCCACCUACUCCAACCAGCAUUGGCUGCUCUCCCACAUCCGCAACUCCUUCAUCUCCACCGACGACACCGGGAUGUGCGAGACCGUGAUGCUGAGCGAUGACAUGCCAAAGCAUUAUUUGAGAAAAUUCAACUCAUCGGCUGGGGCGGAAUCCCAUAGGCGUAGGCCGUUGAAGCCACCGCUAGCCAGCGCUGCAACGGACAGGAAUAUACGGCAUCCGGACGCGCCAAUGCAGGAAGUAGACUUUGUAUGUUACCCCGGCCUGGAUCUGAGCGACGAUGAGGAGGACAUGUCCACGCAUUCGUUCGACAUUCAGAUGUACCCCGAGGUGGGGGCCCACCGUUUUCGGUCCAACACGGCCCAAAAGCUGGAGAAACUGGACAUUGCCAAGCGGAGGGCGGCGCGCAUCAAGAGCAUCAACUACAACGAGGAAGUGCAGCCGCCCGACGACAAAGAUUUCUUCAAGCGCAAGGAAAUACCAAAUAUAAAGCCAGGCAUCCCAAAGGAGAAAAAGGCGAACGACGAUGAGCUAUCCGACGAGGGCGUUCAGAGCAUGCUGACGGAACAACUGGCGAAUAGCCCCAAACAGACUCAGAACAAGUUCAUCGAUUUCGCCCGCUUCGAUGGCACCGCCCAGGUGGGCAUGCAGACGAAGCGCAUCAAUGUCUAUCUAAGCAUGCUGCCAGAGCCAGACCGCAACUAUCCCCUCAAGGUCUGCGUGCUGUCCACUGCCAAGAUCCAGGAGGUGAUUGGCUUCGUUUGCUAUAAGACCUCCCAGCAGUAUCCAGACGUGCCUCUGAAGUCGUUGCAGCACUAUGGCCUCUACAUGACCGAGGACAACGACGACAUGGAAGACUUCCCGCCUCUAGACAAUCGCGAGCCCUGCUCCAAGUUUGGAUUCUCGCACCUGACCCUCGCAGAGCGGCGACCCCUGGCGCCCGUCACCAGGGUGGACUACCCCGGACAGCUGGGCACCAAAUCUAUGACCUCCGAGGAUGAUAAGGCCACUUUGGCCGAAGCAGCGGUAAGGGCUCUGAAGGACAUUACGUUAAAUGGAGGAGGAGCCGAUCCAGGGGGAGGAGCAGCCGGAGGCGGCGACGAGAGUCCGCACGACAAUGUCAAGGAGUACGAAAAGCGUCUGCUCAAUCACAACGAUAUGCUGGAGGCGCCCAUGCAUCGCUCCUUCCGCCUCAACAUCAUCGACAAGCGUUUCUUCAAGUCUGACGUCACGCUUGGCAUCUCCGGCGAGCGGAUCGAGAUCGACCAGUACAAGAAUGCCAAGUUCUGGCCACAGAAGAAGCCCGUUUCCACGCCCAUUGAUGCCGUGGCCCAUUGCGAGAUUGUGGAGCGGCGUCACCUGAAGGCCCUGCUUCGUAUCUGGCUAAAGUCCAAUUCCACCUCCUCCUCUAUGCCUUCCGGCUGCACCUCGGCGCCCAUUAAUGCCAGCGUGACCACGCUGAACACGGGCACGGGCAGCAGCAGUGCCGGAAUCGCCCACUCCCCAAGCAGUCCGGGAAACUCUUUCGGCUUCUUCAUGACCAGCAAUAUUCGAUUUAAGCACUAUGACUUCGAUACGGACACGCACACGGCCGAGCAGAUCCACGGCAAGCUCAACUGCAUCCUGGAGAUGCGUUCCAGCGAGCUGAGGCGAGAGUUCCUGCAGCAGCGCGAGCGCAAACUGGAGCGGCAGCAGGUAAAGAAGCAGCUCAAGUUGUAGUAUUUAUUCCUGUGGCGGCGUCUCCUGCAAGAAAAGCUGCUCGUGUGCCUAGCAAGCGGGCCUCUGUCUUCGCCAGGGCCACCGCCUCCUCCCACUUUGACUAAGCCUAAAUCGUACGCCUAAGCCUCCGCCUCCUGUUCGAUAAGUUCGUAUUAUGUAGUUGCUAACUAAAGAUUGUGUUACACAUGUUUAAAAUAGCCAGUAAGUAUUUAUUGAACUCAACUAACUACGAAAGCCCGAUCCUGAAAAUAAACAAACGCAUUAAAGUUC